Molecule: messenger RNA, 3579 nt
Organism: Colius striatus (speckled mousebird)
Lineage: Eukaryota; Metazoa; Chordata; Aves; Coliiformes; Coliidae
Gene: IAH1
Product: isoamyl acetate hydrolyzing esterase 1 (putative)
Exons: 6
Coding region: 14-745 (243 amino acids)
Molecular function (GO): hydrolase activity, acting on ester bonds
Source: RefSeq, a predicted model, not a curated record
UCCGGCCACGGCCAUGGCGCUGGCGGAGGCGGGUGCCCGCGGGCGGGCGCUGCUCUGGCCCCGCGUCGUCCUCUUCGGAGACUCCAUCACUGAGUUCUCCUUCCAGGAGAAUGGCUGGGGGGCGUACCUUGCUGAGAGACUGGUCAGAAAAUGUGAUGUUGUGAACCGUGGGCUCUCAGGGUACAACACCAGAUGGGCUAAACUGAUCCUCCCAAGACUGAUCCCUAAAAGUGAUAGUGCUGAGAGUACUGUUGCAGUUACCAUUUUCUUUGGAGCUAAUGACAGUGCUUUGAAAGAUCUGAACCCCAAGCAGCACGUCCCGUUGGAGGAGUAUGCUGCGAACUUAAAGGCCAUGGUACAGUACCUGAAGUCAGUCGGUAUUACUGAAGACAGGAUUAUUCUGAUAACACCGCCACCCCUCCAGGAAUCAGCCUGGGAAAAGCAUUGUCUUGCCAAAGGUGACCAGUUAAACCGCCGCAACGCCACCACCGGGCAGUACGCGCAGGCCUGCGCGCGGGUGGCUCAGGACUGCGGCACGGACGUGCUCGACCUCUGGACACUGAUGCAGAGAAAGCAGGAUUUCUCUUCCUAUUUGUCUGAUGGCCUUCAUUUAUCAAGAGAAGGCAACAGCUUUGUGGCAGCACAGCUCUGGUCACGCCUGGAUAAGAAGCUGUCUGCCCUUCCUUCUCUCCUGCCUUACUGGCGUGAAGUGGACCACAUGCAGCCCGAGGCCAGUCUGCUGUGAGCUGCCCAUGGAGUGCCUGGCCCAGGGGACCACACUCUCUGCUAAAGCUGCUCCUCUCAGACACCAUGGGGCUGGUAAGAGGCAGGAGCACGGAGCUUGUCAAAAGCCCUUAACGUCAGUCCAGAGUCAUUUCUUUGGAUGCCAGGAAAAGCUCUUAGCUGUACUUCAGCCAGGCUUCUGAUAGCAAUACACUGGAGUUCAGAGCAGGAGUUUCAGAGUGUGAUGUUCUUUGGCACCAACAGCAGCUUCUUGACCCCUGGCUCUUGUAUACAGACACAGAUGUCAAAGCAGCACCUGACCUGGGAUAGCAUAAAACUGGUGAUGCACAUCCUCAUUUUGAGAGCUUGGAGAAACUACUGGAAAGAGCUGGCCUCUGCUGACAAAGCUGCACCAUUGCAUUUGCCAUCAAGCUAAGGAGACCUUUCAAGGGAGCUUUGGCAUUCAUCCGUAAUUUAACAACGGAUAUAACAGAUGAGUGCUGCACACUAACUAGCUGGAGUUUUUGGCCAAGAGAAAAAAAUUCAACAAGAAAACUACUGGUACAAGCUGCAGAAGACUGCCUGCAACCUAGAUGAAAUUCAACAAGCAUGGGGAAAAAAAGGGGUUUAACAAGUUAGACAGGGGCAGAAAUAAGGAUAUUACUGGACCAUGAAUUACACCCAAAUAAAGAGCAGAGCACUGCAAAUAUCCCCCUACCUAAUUCUAGGCUGUAUAAACAGACAGCCAAGGCUGGGAAUGCUGCCUAUGGCACGUGGGGUGGAACAGCAAUGAGAGUGUUGAGCCCUCCUGCCUUCGCUGGUGCCACGAGGCUGCCUUUGGUGACUAAGGCAAGUUGGCCAACUCUCUUGUCCUAAUGUUAGAAUUGAAGCCUGACUAGUUGUUUCUCACCACAAGCCCUUUUGAUUUAUAAACAUUUCUGGCUAUUACACUGGAGCCUCCUUUCUGUAAUAAAUACCUAUUAUAAAGACAGAACAGCAGAAUGGGUGAAGGCCAAACAGUGGAAGGGGCUCCCCAGGGAAGCUGUGUCUCUCCCUGCCUUCUUAGAUGUUACAAACCAACCCUGGAAGCACAGGUGGUUUCUCGAAUGCAGCUCAUGGUGGGAGGUGGGUUCUGUGAUCUCUGAGGCCUGCCCUUAAACCUUUUCCUGCCACUGUUGUCUUUCCACCUUGGCAGUAAUGGUGUUAUUGCCAAGAACAUACACUUGUAGAUUUGCUACCUGAGAAGGCAGCUGAGCACCUCCCCCACCCAACCUUAGCUGUGAAUUUCACUGUGCGAACUGGCCCACAGGACACAGGGUGAGACCAGUUCCAUCCCCAGGAGGGAGGAGAUAGAGUUGGCUCAAGUCAGGCUGCAUGCCAGAGACUUCAGUUGGGCUUUCACAACUACACCAUUCAGCUCUUUUCUAGAGGACUGCACAGAAACAGCUCUUGUUUGACUGAGGUGGGUUGGGUUUUUAAUAUAAAAAGCUUUUAUUGUAUUGGGAAUUAAAUUAACUCCUCACACAUAAUUCCUUGCACUGAAUCAAAAAAAAAAAACAACAAAACACCCCAAAAGUCCAAACCCGGUGUAUAAAACAGAACAGCUCGUCAGCCAGGAAUACCAUAAGGCACACACGUUCAAGUAUUAGUGUAACACGCCCCCGGGGGCGGGGGCAGCGGGGACACUCCCCCAGCCCUGCACAGCUUUGGUUCCUGCCCCCAGCCCCCCAUCCCGCACCCCGCGGGGCUGGGCGCGGGCGGUAACAGUUCACGAUUCCUCCCUCAGCCACCUUUUGUGUCAGUUUCAUCCCCAGCGAGAGCAGCGGGGCAGCAGCAAGAGCUGCUUUCCUGCCGGGUCAGUCGCUCCGCGGCCGCGCCGUGUGUGGCUGCUGCCCUGCUCACCUGGCAGAGGACACCAGGCAAUCGCCAGCUUUUGACAUCCUACUGCAGGUGUGGGAACUGGAAUUCACGAAGUCUCCUCCUUACACAUGCCCUGUAAGUUUAACAAAGGUUUAGCUCUUUUGGUUAACUUCACCAUUGUUGUUAAACAAAUGCCCUCCCUGCAACGGAGUGAAUUUCCACCCCUGCCCCCCUCCCAUUUCUUUAUGCCCCACAGGCCACAGAAAGCUGAGGCUCGGCUCUUCAGCCACCUCAACAGCAGUGUUACCUAUAUCAAAAUAACAAUUGGAGAAACAUUUCUGCACCCAAACAAUUGCUGUAAACAGCUGCUUAUGAGGGCCCUCGGCUGCUAUUUUCUCCCCCCUUAGGUUUCUUUCUCCUCCCAGACACAUGACAGACCUCGUGUGGGAAACUCCCAACAAAAGCCUUUCUCUGCCCUCAAGACAAGGCAGCCUCAGGGAUCAGGGCCAGUCCCUUAAGGCUUGACAGGCUCCCAAUGAUCCUUGUGUUUAUUUCAAAGCUGUAUAGCUUUGUGAUUCGAAUUCUGCAUCUUCCUUCAGGGCUGCGAGGCCGAGGCCGUAUUUUUCUCUGCUUUGUUACUUUCAUUCUGUUCUCAAGGCAUCUGCUUUGGCUUUUGCUUGCAUGUACCUUAAACUGCUAAAUGAUCUACUCUAGGGAACAUACUAUGGUGUUCUCCUGCUUUUAAAAGCCCUUUAAUUUUGUCUCUCAGUGCUGUCAGACUACAAAAUAUUAAGUUAUUAAAAAAAACGCUAAUAUACAUGAUCCAGUAUCCAGGAGGAUAUUUGGUUUUGCACCACAGGUCGGAGGAAAUGUUAAAGGUCAAGGAAAUCGAAAAACAAAUCCAAAAAGCUUCAAAAACAAGCUGGUUUUAGUUUGGAUUUUCCUUUUAAAAAGAUAUAACGCUCUAAUAAAUGUAAAUUUAAGGAAGGUCAUACA